CUUCUCUUCAUGCACAGCCAACCACCAUUUAUUCUUUGUAGAGUUCUCUCUCUCUCAUCCAUGGGUAACUCAUCAGCUCUUUCUCUUCCCAUUCUCUGCUUCUCUCUCCUCUUGUUCUUGCACUCAGGUGGAAUUCUGAAGCUUGCAUAUGGACAAGCAGAGGGAGCUUGGUGUGUGGCAAAGCCUUCAUCAUCCAAUGAGGUGUUGCAGGAGAACAUAAAUUAUGCCUGUGGAUCAGUGGAUUGCAAGACAAUCGUAACUGGUGGUUCUUGUUUCUCCCCUGAAACCCUAGUGAACCAUGCCUCGGUUGCCAUGAACUUGUACUUCCAAAAAGAGGGAAGACACUUUUGGAAUUGCAACUUCAAGAACUCCGGUGUUAUCACUGUGACUGACCCGAGCUAUGAUGAUUGCAAUUAUGCGUACGCUUAGUAAUUGAAAGAAGUUCGAUGAGUUACAGGUUACAGUACUUCGUCUAUGUCAUUUCAUGUUAUAGAUUGUUCUAAAUUCUGAAGUAGAUGUUGAAGGGCUAGUCAUGUGUUGCAAUAAUCAAACUCACUUUGUUUCCAUUGUUGGUAUUCCUAACAAACCUUGUAAUCUCAUACUGUGAAAUUAGUAGAAAAAUUUCACUGUUUUAAGAUUUGUGUUUUCGUCUUUAAAAU
Camellia sinensis is the source of this 659-nucleotide messenger RNA. Lineage: Eukaryota; Viridiplantae; Streptophyta; Magnoliopsida; Ericales; Theaceae. The record is from RefSeq and is a predicted model, not a curated record.